AUGUUUCCUUUAUCACACGGCUGCCACCACUUGAAACUGCCUCAGCUUGAGAUGUCUUCCUCAUGGCACAAGUUCGUAGGCAGCACUGAUCUCCCUGUGGGCAACUGUACCCAAGCCAGCAACUGUGGGGAAUGUGUGGCACUGCCAGUAAAGCCCUCCAACCAUACCAAGGGGGACUGUGUAUUAAUAGCAGCAUGGAGGAAGAAGAGAGACUCCAGCAGCAGUGGUGUAAUAAGCAAACCAAUCUUCCGAAAAGAGAUUGCAAAGUUAGAAGUAACCUAUUGCCAAGAUAGGGCAAUGCCUUCUAAAGUGAAGUUUUCGAGUGUAUUGGAAUACCUGAUGGAAGAAAGCAGUCAGCAAACUUUUGUUUCUUUCCAUGUUCUCUGUGAAAAGGUGUGUGUGUUGAUUACAACACAGUCAUACAUGGGAAGCAUUUGA
This is a messenger RNA of Podarcis lilfordi (Lilford's wall lizard), 438 nucleotides long. NCBI's taxonomy places the organism in Eukaryota, Metazoa, Chordata, Lepidosauria, Squamata, Lacertidae. The record is from the annotation of a GenBank genome assembly.